Aspergillus pseudoviridinutans is the source of this 621-nucleotide messenger RNA. RefSeq names its product class I SAM-dependent methyltransferase. The coding region runs from base 1 to 621 and encodes 206 amino acids. The transcript has 3 exons. The record is from RefSeq and is a predicted model, not a curated record. Lineage: Eukaryota; Fungi; Ascomycota; Eurotiomycetes; Eurotiales; Aspergillaceae. Gene Ontology annotation, molecular function: S-adenosylmethionine-dependent methyltransferase activity.
AUGCCGCUUCAGCAAGCUGGUGGUUUUAUCGCUUAUGAAGACACAACCAUUGUUCCCUCGCUUGUGCAAGCCGCUGGCGGUAUUGUUCUCGAACUGGGCCCAGGGCCAGGCAAUCAGAUUCAUCGUUAUGAUACCUCCCUUGUCAAACGUGUGUAUGGCGUUGAGCCUAAUCCCUACUUUAAAGAUGACAUAGAGGCCAAGCUGGACAAGCAUGGCCUGCGGGAUAGGUAUAAGCUUAUAAUUUGUGGCGUUGAAGAUAGCGAUGUUCUGAGAGAAGUGGGAAUAACGGAGGGAAGUUUGGAUGCCGUGUUAUGCAUCCAGGUCCUGUGUGCGGUAAAGGAUCCGAAGAACGUGAUGAAGGAGGUGUGGAAGCUGCUCAAACCUGGAGGCAAGUUUAUAUUUUGGGAACACGGAUGGAGUAGAAACCGUUUGACGACUGUAGCGCAAGCUUGCUCGAAUCCUGCCUGGAGCACAUUUGUUGGAUGCCAUUUGACCCGGAAUGUGUUGGCGGACAUUCUCAACAGUGGAGAGUGGGAAAAUCCGCAUGAGAUUGAAGAACCCGAAGAACCGUUUAGCUUGCUACCUAGGAUUCAGGGUGUGCUUGUCAAGAAAAAGGCUUAA